GUGGGACAGCGGGGAGGCUGCGGUGGGUUUGUGAGGCCGGACACUUACUGUGCGCACCGCUCUGGGUGGAGGGGCUGCAGUGAGCCCCUGCCCUCCCUGCUCUCUGCCACCAGCGCCUGGAGACGGGCUGACGGAACAAUGGCCGUGGUGACAUUAGGCUGGCAAGGGCUGUGGCCGGGUGGGCACCAGCUGAGCCUGCUGCCCACGGGCAGCCCUCGGGCUUUGGACUGCAACGAGGGGCUGCCCAGGGGUCGGGGGUUUCCCCUACCUUCUGCUGGCUCCUGCCAGGCUGCGACCGGGGACCGCAGUGUUAUGGUUGUCAGUAAAAUACCAUCAAAGAAGAAAGGAUAUCCAUCAGAAUAAAAAGAAAAAUCAUGACAGAAGAGAGCAGGUUCUGCAAAAAUUGUAAACGAGAUGUGUCUGCUGCCAAUUUCUCUGUCCAUGAGGCCCACUGCUUGCGGUUUCUCACCCUCUGUCCGGAAUGUGAUGAACCAGUUGCCCAAAAGGAUAUGAAGGACCAUCAAACAGAAGCACACAAGCAGGUCAGAUGUCAUCUUUGUCACCAAAGCAUGCAGCAGUACCAGUUGGAGCAUCACGAGACCAAGGAAUGCCAUGAACGAGCAAUGAAAUGCAAGAUCUGUGAGCUUGAAAUGCCCUUCAACAAGCUGCAGGAACACCUGAACACCUGUGCCAGCCGAACAGAGCGGUGUUGGGAGUGUAACAAAUACAUCAUGUACAAAGACCAGAACAAACACAAAGAUAUUUGUCAGAACAGCCGUCUGUCCUAUGGUAAGGAUGUGAACUUUCAAACCAGUGAAGCAUCCACUAAUGCAACAUCUAUUUGCCCCACUGGUACUGGUGGCAAUUUUUGUCAGAAGUGCAAUAAGUCAUUCCCAGAUGACCAGUACUCCCAACAUCUGAAUCAAUGCGGUGCAGCCCAUAAGCUGACAGAAGUUCUUGCUGGCCAAUCAACUUCAAAACUCAGCAGUGAUCCACCACCAUCGUCUUCCUCCCUGGUUCCCUCCUCCUGCUCUGAGAAAGCAACAGUGUGGAGAGAUGUCCGUCCCAAAGGGAAAGAAAGGGACCAGCCAUUGACCUCCAAAACCUUGCUUAAACCUGCAAAAAAGAAAAACAUUGGCUUUCCCUCUCCCACAAGAGGCAGACUUUCCACAUCAUCUCAGGAUCUUAAAGACACCCAGUCUUUUGACAUGCUGGUGACCUGUGCCCAUUGCAACAUUCUUCUGCCACUUCCAACCCUUCGGAAACAUGAGAUCAAAUGUCUGCGUGUGACAUCUUUGAAAAAUGCUAGGAUGAAGCAAAAAUCAAGUCAUGGAGAAAAAGGUCUGUCUGCUCCAAAACAGAAUGGAGACUUAAAGAAUAGUUUCAGAAGACAAGUCCAUUUUUUUCUCCAUAGUAAAAAUUGCAUAUUCAGUAGAAGCAUUGAUACACUGAUGCCAGACAAUACCUCCGGAUGAGCUCGCACUGAUCCAUAGGCAGUCAGUAAGUCUCUUUCCUUACCCUGUCCCAGACAGGCUGUGAAUCUUAACACUUCUCUCUUUGCUAACAUCCCCCUCUGCUUUUCAGUUCCUAAGCAGUAUUGUUUCCUCUCAGUCCAAUUAAUUAAGUGAAACUGAAAGCAGUUGUUCUCAGUCUGUCCUUUUUCUACUUGGUUCAGUAAAUGCGGUAUUACUUCUCCUUGUAAAACUUUCCUCUCCUGGUAAAUUAAAGAGAGAAAGCACCAAAGUGAGAAAUAGGGGGUUUGUCUAGUUUUGAAUUACAGGAUGCUAGUCUUGAAAUAAAAGUAAGUACAUGGUAAUUACAUGGA
Messenger RNA from Chroicocephalus ridibundus (black-headed gull), 1825 nucleotides. RefSeq names its product XIAP associated factor 1 (gene XAF1). Gene Ontology annotation, molecular function: zinc ion binding. NCBI's taxonomy places the organism in Eukaryota, Metazoa, Chordata, Aves, Charadriiformes, Laridae. Gene Ontology annotation, cellular component: mitochondrion. Gene Ontology annotation, biological process: apoptotic process. The transcript has 9 exons. The record is from RefSeq and is a predicted model, not a curated record. Bases 375 to 1475 code for a protein of 366 amino acids.